AUGCUGGAUGACGAGACCAUAUGGAGCAGCAUUGGAGGCGCAAGCAGCUUUUGUUCGUUCAAGAUGAAAACAGAAACAGAAACACUCUGCAGAAACGCAAACAAUGUCACCGGGCUGUGCAGCAGAGCUUCCUGUCCUCUGUCUAACUCCAAGUACGCAACAGUCAGAGAAAUAAAGGGGAAGCUGUAUCUGCUGAUGAAAGAGCCAGAGAGAAGACACAAGCCCAAGUCGCUCUACGAAAAAGUAGAGCUGGAUGAGGACUACGACACCGCGCUCAAGACGAUAAGCGAAGAGCUCAAAGGCUGGGGCGUGUUUUUACUGCACAAGUGUAAACAGCGGCUGACCAAACUCUCUGACUACCUAGAAAGAAAAGCGCUAUUAGACCAUAUGGGCCGUCCUGAGUACAUCCACAAGAGAAAGAAGGCAGAGAGACAGGACAGAGCCCGAGAGGCAAAAGCAGCCAGAGUAGCAAAGAUAGAAAGCUCAAUUGAAAAGGAAGUGCUGGAGAGGUACAAGCUGGGCGUGUACGGGAACAAGGGAAUGCUGGAGCAGGAGCAGACAACAAAACAGGAAGAGAAAAGAAGAAAGCUCGGACAGAUACAGACGAGAGGCAUAAAGUACGUAACAGAGUUCGAAGAGGAAAAGACAGAGGAGCAGGAGGAAGAGGUAAGAAAGAAGAAAAUGCGAAUGGAGUGGUAG
This is a messenger RNA of Nematocida minor, 699 nucleotides long. RefSeq names its product protein MAK16. The transcript has a single exon. NCBI's taxonomy places the organism in Eukaryota, Fungi, Microsporidia. Gene Ontology annotation, biological process: maturation of LSU-rRNA; maturation of 5.8S rRNA. Gene Ontology annotation, cellular component: nucleolus; preribosome, large subunit precursor. The record is from RefSeq and is a predicted model, not a curated record. The coding region runs from base 1 to 699 and encodes 232 amino acids.